CCCUGCUCUACCUCUACUUACGUUCCACCGAAAUUUACAACGAUCAUCAUCAUGAAGUUCACGCAAGUCUUCGUCGCGGCCGCUAUGCUCGUUUCAGCUGUCCAUGCGGGCGUAGUAUCUAGCUCACUACUGCAAGCGACUCCUACCUCUUCGGGGCUUGCCCUCACGCGUACGUCGACGCCGUGGUCUUCUGCCCUCCCCCCGGCGGGCGGCUACGUUGUCGAAGGCAUCUACACGACCUGUGUUGCCUUUACUUUCGCAGCACCCGCUGAGCCUUCCGCUUCUGCCUCCCCGUUCUUCGGCAAGCGUGCCGUGAGCUCCAUCCAGGCACCCGUUAGCGCCAGCGCCGCACAGCCAAGCGUCAGCGUGGGCGCCCCCGCCUCUGUCUAG
Messenger RNA from Mycena indigotica, 390 nucleotides. RefSeq lists its product as uncharacterized. Lineage: Eukaryota; Fungi; Basidiomycota; Agaricomycetes; Agaricales; Mycenaceae. The transcript is spliced from 4 exons. The coding region runs from base 52 to 390 and encodes 112 amino acids. The record is from RefSeq and is a predicted model, not a curated record.